Owenia fusiformis is the source of this 1270-nucleotide messenger RNA. The record is from the annotation of a GenBank genome assembly. NCBI's taxonomy places the organism in Eukaryota, Metazoa, Annelida, Polychaeta, Sabellida, Oweniidae.
UGUGAUUAGUAGGCCAAACGAGAAUCUCGUCGGCGCCAUAUUGAAAUUGUAAAAUUUGAAAUCUAGGAAAGUUGGCAAUUUUAGCCAAUUACAGAGUCAACUAGUACCAUCAAGUAUGUCAGAGACACUCAAUGAAUUUAAGUUGAACAAUUCGCCAACUGAUGGCAUUUCAGCUGUGAAAUUUGGACCAAAUUCAUCCCAGUUCCUCUUGGUCUCUUCUUGGGAUUGUUAUGUGAGACUGUAUGAUGUCGUCUCUAACAGCCUUCGAAUUAAGUAUGGUCAUUCUGAGCCAGUAUUGGAUUGUUGCUUCCAGGACACAGUUCAUGCAUAUAGUGGAGGACUGGACAAUUCAUUGAAGAUGUAUGAUUUCAACACCUCAGCAGAAACACAUGUUGGUUCCCAUGAUGGAGCGGUGCGAUGUGUAGAAUAUGCUCCAGACACUAAUGUGGUUAUAACUGGUUCCUGGGACUUUACAGUGAAGUUGUGGGACCCACGGGCACCUACCUGCACUGGCUCCUACUCACAGCCAGAUAAAGUUUACACAUUGGCUGUCACUGGUGAUCGUCUCGUAGUUGGCACAGCAGGACGCAGGGUGUUAGUGUGGGACCUGAGGAACAUGGGAUACGUGCAACAACGGAGGGAGUCGAGUCUCAAGUACCAAACCAGAUGUAUCAGAACAUUUCCAAAUAAGGCUGGCUUUGUUCUCAGUUCAAUAGAAGGGAGAGUGGCAGUGGAAUACCUAGACCCAAGUCCAGAAGUUCAGAAGAAAAAAUAUGCUUUCAAAUGUCACCGCGUGAAAGAAGAUGGUGUGGAGAAAAUCUUCCCUGUUAAUGCCAUAGCGUUCCAUAAUACACAUAAUACAUUCGCAACGGGAGGUUCUGAUGGCUUUGUAAAUAUCUGGGAUGGAUUUCAUAAGAAACGUUUAUGCCAAUUUCAUAGGUACCCGACAAGCAUAGCUUCACUUGCAUUCAGUCAGGAUGGGUCUACAUUGGCUAUAGCAUCAUCAUACAUGUAUGAGCAAGAUGAGAUUGACAAUCCACCUGAUGACAAUGUCUAUAUAAGACAUGUCAGUGAUCAGGAAACUAAACCAAAAUAAAAGGAAUCUUCAAUAACUGAGUUGUUCAUAUCGUGUUUUAAUGGAUGCAUUGUUCUUCAAAAUAUUCUGGAGAUUUUUAAAAUGGAAGUCUGCCGUAAAACAUGAGAGUCUUGCAAGUGACGUCACCAAAGUGAAACUUCUCAAGUGACGUCACCACGGUGAAACUUCUCAAGU